GGACGUGCUAUACUACGACGAGGAGAAACCGGAGAUUGGAUCGGCACCUUUCUGGGGCAUCAAGGUGCGGUUUGGGCCUGCAAUUUAGACGCGCAUGCAACGAAGGCGGCUACGGGUGCAGCCGAUUUCACGGCCAAAAUUUGGGAUACAUCUUCGGGACAGGAAUUAUUGUCCAUCACGGAGGACCACAUUGUACGUUGCCUGGACCUAAGCAAAACAGAUUCCGGAGCACAUUUACUCACGGCAAACAAUUUGAAAAAGAUUCGGGUUUACGACUUGGCUGUACCGACUUCCCACAUUCGCGUUUGUUAUUCAGCGGAUGGUUUGUGUCCGUACAUCGAACGCAUCAAAAGUACGCAAAUCGCUCACUUCACAUCUAUUCCUAUCAGUCUCUGGGAUUUUUCCGAUCGAUUUCGACGACCAGUUGUGAAUGCAUCAGUUUGGUCAAAGCAUACGGACAAACCAAUUCUAGAUAUGCAAUUUUUACAUCCGAAGGAGUCGAAGGCUUUGUCCGAAGUAUUGGUCGCGUAUGUUUACGGCUCCAGCAUCCAUCUGGCCGUUUUUGAUUGGCGCCGCCCGGAUGCACCCAUUUCAACCGGGGAUUCGGAAUCUGGACGCACUUUCAAUUUGCCAUGCAAUUUGUCCUCGGUCAGUUUGCAUCCAACCGAAGAUCAGCUGAUUUGCGGUGGCGAAGAUCACUAUAUCUAUCGAGUAGAUCGAACAACUGGUGAAAUCCUCGAAACAUGCAAAAGCCAUUUUGGCCCAGUGCAUUGUGUUCGAUAUGCUCCGGACGGUCGCGUCUUCGCUAGCGGGAGCGAAGACGGUACCGUGCGAUUAUGGCAAAACCAAGUGGGUGAGACAUACGGCUUAUGGCAGUUGAGUACACCAAACCAGACCGAGGAUUUGUUGCACACAUCGACAAACCAAGCAGCAGCCACAGCGGCUGUCCCGAUUCCCAGUGCGCAAUGA
This is a messenger RNA of Echinostoma caproni, 969 nucleotides long. The record is from the annotation of a GenBank genome assembly. Lineage: Eukaryota; Metazoa; Platyhelminthes; Trematoda; Plagiorchiida; Echinostomatidae.